This is a messenger RNA of Gallus gallus (chicken), 914 nucleotides long. RefSeq lists its product as uncharacterized. The transcript has 4 exons. The record is from RefSeq and is a predicted model, not a curated record. NCBI's taxonomy places the organism in Eukaryota, Metazoa, Chordata, Aves, Galliformes, Phasianidae. The coding region runs from base 1 to 684 and encodes 227 amino acids.
AUGGCCGUGGCAGAGGACUAUGGUGUCUGGGAGAUGUCUUUCUCCGGAGGACACAGCGCUUCUCGGCACUUUGUGCCUUCUCCUUUGUGUCGCUAUGUGGAGUAUUCUCGCAUUUAUUCCCAUCUCCCAAUUUUUUCACGCCCAUUUCUCUUGUCCUUCCUUUGUCCCGUCUCACACACCGCUGCCGAUCUCAAUUUCAGACGACGUGGCACGUUCACAGGGCGAGCCCAUCGCUUCCACUGCAUCGAAACCACAGCUGUGCCACGACCACAUCGCAUCUGCAUUAAGAUAUUAGAGCAUUCCAACCACGUGAAGAUCUGGGCUCAGGCAGAUCUCCAGAGACACCCACCUCACCUCGGGAUAGCUCUGAAGAGGAAAGUAGGAUGCUGGGGUGCAGGGCUGCCCCUGAACGGCUCCCUGGCAUCUGCUGCAGGGGUUGGGUUGUGCUUUCCGCCUCCUGUACUCAGAAACUUUGUUUGCUUGAAGGAAAGCACCUGCUUUCUGCCAGCAGCACAACGGGACGAACGGAGAGGUGUUCUGCCAACAGCAGUACAGCUGGAAAAGUCCGGGGUCUGGAGGUUAAAAGCUUUGUUAAGUAGAACCAGUGGCCCAGCAGCCGGACAGCUUUCCUCCUCUGUGCUGAGCACAACAGCAGUGUGUGAGCUCGAAGCUCAGUGUAGUUGAGAGCCGAUGAGGCUGAGGAGCUGGUGUGCAUCCCUCAGCAUGCACACGUAAUGGUGAACGAAUGGCAGUCAGCUCCUCUUGGCACUGUGGCUGCUCUGCACGUAAGGAUCCGCAGAACAUCUCUCCAGAUCUCACCACGGUGAAAGCUUCAGCAAGACUUUUAUGCUGCCUUCAUCUUGGGGGAUUUCUCAUUUGUCAAAUAGUCCCAAAUAAAUGGAAGAGGAAGGUUU